AUGACACUCAAAAUUGCAUGGAAGACGAAUAACUUUGAAGACUUGCAAGAACCCGUCAGGAUCGUCGCGAACAGUGACGUCAUCAAGUCAAUGGCAAUUCGAGUCGAAUAUAAGAAACGUGUGGCGUUUAUGCAGUACCACCUAGCGUCUCUGGAUCUUGGAUUCUCAAAUUCAAAGCUAUCACCCACUACACAGGAAAUCUUGGGUCCCGAUUCACUCCGGGUGAAAGCAGACCAAAACCUCUUCGCCGUCGUUCGUCAGAACCGGAUUCCGGCAGCUGUGAAGGACGGGUCUAGGUGUUCGUUCCUCGAGACGCCCGUCGGUGUGGCCACUCUGAUCCUGCGGAGGUGUUUGGAGAGUUUAUCGAGGCCGCGGUACUCUGAGAACGAGAAUAUCCUGGCCAACCUGAGGAAGUGGUGGAAACCUUCUUUGGAGCUUCUUCUGGGCACUUUGCAGUGUAUUCCGAGUGAGGAUAGGGAUGAGGAGUUGAUGGAUGAGGAUGGGUGUGAGGUUUUGUAUGGGAGGGCUGGGUUUCUUUAUGCGUUGUUGCUGCUUAGGAAGGAGGUGGAGAAGGUGAAGGGGUUGAAGGCGUAUCGGGAGGAGAUGGAGGAGGGGCAUAAGGAGGGUCUUGAGGUGGUUGUUUCGGAUAAGAUGUUGGGAGUUGCUGUAGAGUCUCUCAUCGCGAGGGGACGGUAUGGGGCCAAGGCGUAUGAAGGGGAACUUGGGGGUGCCGCGGCUCAGGAAGGACAUGGAUUGCCGCCGUUGAUGUGGAAGUGGCACGGGAGACGGUACCUGGGAGGAGCGCAUGGCGUAGCUGGUAUACUGCAAAUGCUACUUGAAUGUCCAAGAAGCGUGAUCGAACCGCACGUCCCUGAUGUGGUUUCGACAAUCGGGUGGCUGGUGGGAUUGCAAGAUACAGACGGGAACUUCCCAUCGAAGGCUCCCAGUUUGUCACGCCCGAAUCCAGAUAACGAGCUCAUUCAGUGGUGUCAUGGAGCCCCGGCUGUAGUCACCCUCAUCUCAACCACCCUCCACCUCGACUCCCAGCUCUUCACCCUAUCGUCAGAUCUUCGUUCACGAUUCCUCUCCUCCCUGAAACGGGGAGCCGACUUGAUAUACGAGCGUGGACUACUUCGUAAAGGCCUUGGGCUAUGCCACGGCGUCGCUGGCUCCGUAUACACUCUUCUCGCAGCCUCGACGAUCCUGGAUCUCCCAGAACACAACAGCUCACCUUCGGGGUCCUCAUCGCCGUACUUCAAGAAAGCUAUUCACCUCGCGCAUUUGGCCACUUUGGCGGAUCAGCUUGUGGAGGAGGGUGCGAUGAGGGUGCCUGAUCGCCCGUGGAGCCUGUAUGAGGGGUUGGCGGGGAUGUGUUGUGCGUGGGGAGAGAUUUUCCAUAGGUUGAAUGGCGAUGCUGGAAGUCGGAGGGUGUCGAGUGGGAUGCCUGGGUACGAUGAUCUGCGUUGA
This is a messenger RNA of Coprinopsis cinerea okayama7#130, 1467 nucleotides long. Its product is annotated as lanthionine synthetase C-like protein. Gene Ontology annotation, biological process: peptide modification; carbohydrate metabolic process. The record is from RefSeq and is a predicted model, not a curated record. Bases 1 to 1467 code for a protein of 488 amino acids. Gene Ontology annotation, cellular component: plasma membrane. NCBI's taxonomy places the organism in Eukaryota, Fungi, Basidiomycota, Agaricomycetes, Agaricales, Psathyrellaceae. The transcript has 4 exons.